Molecule: messenger RNA, 353 nt
Organism: Ixodes scapularis (black-legged tick)
Lineage: Eukaryota; Metazoa; Arthropoda; Arachnida; Ixodida; Ixodidae
Exons: 4
Coding region: 18-329 (103 amino acids)
Source: RefSeq, a predicted model, not a curated record
UUUUUGAAACAGGCUCUAUGGCAGUUUCCCAAGGCUACCGGAAGGGGAUGAAUGCAGCCUUCAUCUGGAUUCUAAUUCGAGCCGUUGGAAACGUACUGUACGUCUACGGUAGCGUCCUCUUCGAGCUUCUGCACAUUUUUUCACCGUCUACGAGGAUUGCCAGCGCCACGUUCUGGCUCUUUGUCGAGGCUCUUGUGCUCUCGAGGAUGUACGGAUACAGUUGUCACCUGCGAUCCCUUGACCCCGUCGAUGAUCACCUGCACGGUUCUGGCGAUCAGCCGGCUGCCAGGGGCAAACGUGGCCCUCACCUGUCUGUCAAGAGCGACUGAGAUGGCUACACCAUUUCCGGUGGA